CUUUUUCUCUCUCCUUUCUCUCACCCUCGCUUUUAUUUAUAUACUGUCUCAUCUCUGCUACCUCUUCAGUGUUUUUUCUCUCUCUACCAUGGAAGGAAAAGCAAAAGCAAAAGCAGAAGCACUUGCUAUCCUCUUUUCCUUCCUCUUACUCUCUUUCUUCUCCUUCACCGGUGCCGAUAAGCCUCUUGAAUACCAGUCUCUGGUUGUGCGUCCACUUGGUGAAAAUCCAACCACUAAGUCUCAACUUUCAUGGACCGAAACAGAGACCCAAAUCAGUACCCUGCCGGUGUCGGAGACGGACCCCACCAUGACUAUGCAUCUCGAACACAGGGAUGUUCUGGCUUUCAACGCCACCCCAGAAGCCCUCUUCAACCUCAGGCUCCAGAGGGACGCAUUUCGGGUUGAGGCCUUGUCGAAAAUGGCGGCCGCAGCCGGAGGCAGGCGUGCCGGACGAAACGGGACUCAUGCCCAGGGCGGGGGUUUUAGCAGCUCCGUGACGUCGGGGCUCGCUCAGGGCAGCGGCGAGUACUUCACGCGGUUGGGUGUUGGGACUCCUCCGAAGUACGUGUACAUGGUGUUGGAUACCGGAUCGGAUGUCGUGUGGAUCCAGUGUGCCCCGUGCCGGAAAUGUUAUUCUCAGACUGAUCCUGUCUUCGAUCCGAAGAAAUCUGGGUCGUUUUCGAGUAUCUCGUGUAGGUCGCCGCUGUGUCUCCGGCUUGACUCGCCCGGCUGCAACUCGAGGCAGUCGUGUCUGUACCAGGUUGCGUAUGGUGAUGGGUCGUUCACAUUUGGUGAGUUCUCCACUGAAACGCUCACCUUUCGCGGAACUAGAGUGCCGAAGGUGGCUCUCGGCUGCGGCCACGACAACGAGGGCUUAUUCGUGGGUGCCGCCGGUUUGUUGGGUCUCGGCCGUGGGAGACUCUCGUUCCCCACCCAAACCGGUCUCCGGUUCGGCCGGAAGUUUUCAUACUGCUUGGUGGACAGGUCAGCCUCGUCUAAACCGUCCUCCGUUGUGUUCGGACAGUCCGCCGUUUCGCGAACCGCUGUCUUCACUCCUUUAAUCACAAACCCUAAACUCGACACCUUCUACUACCUCGAACUCACCGGAAUCAGUGUCGGCGGCGCCAGAGUUGCGGGCAUCACCGCCUCUCUCUUCAAGCUAGACACCGCCGGAAACGGCGGGGUCAUCAUCGACUCCGGCACCUCCGUCACCCGCCUCACCCGGCGAGCUUACGUAAGCCUCCGCGACGCCUUCCGGGCCGGAGCAGCGGACUUGAAACGGGCGCCAGACUACUCACUCUUCGAUACCUGCUUUGAUUUGUCGGGGAAGACGGAGGUGAAGGUGCCGACAGUGGUAAUGCACUUCCGCGGAGCUGACGUGUCGCUUCCAGCGACGAACUAUCUGAUUCCCGUCGACACUAACGGCGUCUUCUGCUUCGCCUUCGCCGGAACCAUGAGCGGCCUGUCCAUCAUAGGGAACAUCCAGCAACAAGGGUUCCGGGUUGUCUUCGACGUGGCGGCUUCACGGAUCGGGUUCGCUGCCCGCGGCUGCGCCUGAACCGGGUCAGGCCAUGGAGGGUCAAAUCUCUUUCUUACCCUCUUCUCCUUUUUUUUUUUUUUUAAGUUUUUCUUUAAGUUUCAAUUUUAACCUAAGCAGCAAAAAGAGAGAAAGAGAGGAAGUAGGGUUUGGAAUGGAAGCGGAACGUGCCUCGCACGUGUGGGUUAUAUAUAUUAUGUAAGUGUAAUACAGGGGUAAUUUGGUCAAAUACAAAAUUGAGUUUACCUCUA
Molecule: messenger RNA, 1788 nt
Organism: Vitis vinifera (wine grape)
Lineage: Eukaryota; Viridiplantae; Streptophyta; Magnoliopsida; Vitales; Vitaceae
Product: aspartic proteinase nepenthesin-1-like
Exons: 1
Coding region: 89-1558 (489 amino acids)
Biological process (GO): proteolysis
Molecular function (GO): aspartic-type endopeptidase activity
Source: RefSeq, a predicted model, not a curated record